Arachis ipaensis is the source of this 1341-nucleotide messenger RNA. RefSeq lists its product as uncharacterized. The record is from RefSeq and is a predicted model, not a curated record. NCBI's taxonomy places the organism in Eukaryota, Viridiplantae, Streptophyta, Magnoliopsida, Fabales, Fabaceae.
GAAAACCAUACCCUAACAAAGUAAUGUGUAUAAAUAGGGUCCCAUACCUCAAAAAUUGUUGCAUCAAAUUACAUGUUCCUUGUCUCAACGCAAUAAUAAGAUAUCAUACGUACGCAUUCCUAGCCUGUAUAUAAAUCUUGACAUAGAUAUUCAAUUUCAUCACACAUUUGAGUUUGUGAAAGUGUGAGUAGAGACUUAGAUAUAAACAUAUAUUGGGAGAGCAAGAUGGCAAGCUCCAAGUUCAUUGGGGCUAUUCUUAUUGCUUUGUUGCUUGUGGAAGUUUCAUUUGCUGCUAGGGUUAGAAACGGAUUAUUAGGUGCAAGAGGAGGUGGUGGUGGCGGCGGUGGUGCUGGUGGAGGAGGAGGUGGUGCUCGUGGCUCUGGAUAUGGAUCAGGAUACGGGUCUGGCGGAGGUGAAGGGUAUGGUGGAGCACUAGGAGGAGGAGGCUAUGGUAGUGGCUCUGGCUAUGGAUCAGGUUAUGGGUCUGGUGGAGGAGAAGGAUAUGGUGGUGGAGAAAUAGGAGGAGGUGGUGGCGGCGGCAGAGGAGGUGGCGGAGGUGGUGGUGGUGGUUCAGGAGGAUAUGGAUCAGGUUAUGGAUCAGGGUCUGGGUAUGGAUCAGGAUAUGGCUCUGGUGGUGGAAAAGGUGAAGGCGGUGGUGGCGGUGGAGGAGGUGGGAGAGGUGGAGGUGGAGGAGGUGGUGGAGGCCUAGGUGGCUCCGGCUAUGGCUCUGGUUAUGGUGAAGGAAGUGGUUAUGGCCAAGGAGGUGGCAUAGGAGGAAACGGUGGUGGCGGUGGCGGUGGAAAAGGAGGAGGAGGUGGUGGCGGCGGUGGCAAUAAUGGAGGUUCCGGCUACGGAAGUGGGUCCGGCUAUGGAUCCGGUAGUGGAGGUGGUAAUGAGGCGUUAAAAGGAGACUUGGAGUCUUGCACAAGCAAAGAAACUCAACCGUUACAAGAUCCUAAACAGCUAUCACUUUUGGCAUCCUCACAAUCACAAUGAGACCACCACAAAAGAGCACAGAAGAUUGUCAAAGUUAUUGGACUUUUUCUUAGAAACCCAUGAUUAUGUCUUGCCUUGUUUCUCGGGCUUUUUGAAAUAAAAUAAACAAAUGGCAAACAUGCUUAUUGAAUUAUUUCCAAUAGGGCUCCUAUAGAAAAGCUAUCAGUCUAUCAGUCUUAAAACACAACAAAGAUGCAACGAUUUUUAUUGGUAGUGCAGGCACUCAUUCAAUCAAGGCAAAUAUUUCAUGAACAUAACGAACAUCAUAAUUUGGGCCAACAUCAAGCCCAUUAAUAAUAAUAGAUGGCACAUCAACGAAGUACAAUAAUCCAUGACCAAAAAAAA